GUUUGUCAACGCUACAGCGAUGCUGGCGAGCAGACAGUAAGAUGUUAUUUUUGGUUUUGGGUCUUAAUAGCUUUCAUAGUAAAUAGCAAAGAUAUGCACACUGACUGAACAUAAAUGGACUGAGAUAGCAGGCCAAAUACCAAGAAAUGCAACUAAAUUCCUUGAUCCUUGAUCGAGUUGCCCUAUGGGACAUCCUGAGAUUUCACGAGAUUCCCCAGUAGAAUCUGGAUGCCAUGGCCGUCCUGUACACUGGUACGCAGGCUUUACCAUUUUGGUUCUCUGUGUUACCUUCAUCACAUCAUUUAACUUCAUAUUCCAAAGCGAUGUGGAAACAGCAUAUGCGAACCUCCACAGAACUGUGAAGUGUGUCAGCACCUCAUGGAACAGCACGGGCUUCAAAACAGGCAGAAACACGCGUCUCUUCUUGAGGCUGAAUGACUUCAUCUGGAGGUACAUUCCUUCCAGUUUACCGCUGCCUUACGGCACGGAGCACAGUCAGGACACGCUGAAGAUGAUUUUGAGCGCCAUGUCGAGCUUUGACAUGCCUGAAAAUUCAAACAGACUGGACUGCAGAAGCUGCGUAGUUGUUGGGAAUGGGUAUGGAAUCAAGGGCACCUCCCUGGGGGACACCAUCAACCACUAUGAUGUGGUGAUCAGGAUCAACGAUGCUCCUGUGAGAGGCUUCGAGAAGGAUGUAGGCAACAAGACCACCAUGCGCUUCUUCUACCCCGAGUCGGCGUCCCAAAACCCCAGUGUUGACAACGAAGCAGACACCCUCAUGGUGGUCAUACCCUUCAAGCCAAUGGACCUGAUCUGGCUUAGGAACAUCCUGUUUGACGAGAAGAGGUCCAGGAAAGGCUUCUGGAAGUCUCCGCCUCUGAUGUGGCUGGCUAACAGAAGUAAUUUGCGUAUCCUGGACCCCUUCUUCAUGCGCAACACAGCCGCUCAGCUGCUCCGGGCCAGGUUCCGAUCGAAGACGAAGGAUUUCUCUCUCCGGCCAACCACAGGGAUUCUGGCGAUCUACGUGGCCUUGAAUUACUGCGACAUGGUUCACGUCGCAGGGUUCGGCUAUCCACCAAUACAAAACCUGACGGCCCCAACCCACUACUUUGGAAAAACUGUUAUGAAGUCUAUGAAGAAUUCUGGUCAUGACGUCUCCUACGAGGCAAAGGCUUUGAAGAGACUGGAAGACUCUGGUGCGAUCGUAUACCUUCAUCCUCACUGAUAGAUGUGUCCCAGACUCCCACCACGGACUAGGAGACGUAUAAUAUGAUGAUGCCUUUUAUUGAAUGUUUUUGAACAUGUUUCUUGAAUGAAUUUUUUUUUGCUCCUUGCACGGAUACGACGGCUGAUGUAUUGGGAUGUGUAUCCAAUCAUGCUCUGCUUUGAGACACACAAAGCGGGGG
Molecule: messenger RNA, 1406 nt
Organism: Brienomyrus brachyistius
Lineage: Eukaryota; Metazoa; Chordata; Actinopteri; Osteoglossiformes; Mormyridae
Product: CMP-N-acetylneuraminate-beta-galactosamide-alpha-2,3-sialyltransferase 4-like
Exons: 10
Coding region: 185-1225 (346 amino acids)
Biological process (GO): glycolipid biosynthetic process
Molecular function (GO): sialyltransferase activity
Source: RefSeq, a predicted model, not a curated record